Molecule: messenger RNA, 1249 nt
Organism: Hyalella azteca
Lineage: Eukaryota; Metazoa; Arthropoda; Malacostraca; Amphipoda; Hyalellidae
Gene: Arl2
Product: ADP-ribosylation factor-like protein 2
Exons: 3
Coding region: 148-519 (123 amino acids)
Biological process (GO): protein folding
Cellular component (GO): microtubule cytoskeleton; cytoplasm
Molecular function (GO): GTP binding; GTPase activity
Source: RefSeq, a predicted model, not a curated record
AUGGAUGGAAAAAUCUAAUGUGCAGUUUUUCUAUUCAAUUCCAUUCAUUAUUUUCUGAUAUACUAAUUCCUAGGUCCAGUCACACUUUAGGAUUUCAAUUAGUGUAAAAUAUGGACAAGUUGGAUCAAUUUCUAUUGCAGAUACAAGAUGAACAUCUGGGACGUUGGUGGGCAGACAUCCUUACGUUCGUAUUGGCGCAACUAUUUUGAGUGUACAGAUGGCCUGAUCUGGGUGGUGGACUCAGCUGAUGUGGACCGCCUCAAGGACUGUGAGAAGGAACUGCACAAGUUACUCAUGGAAGAAAGGCUGUGUGGGGCGACGCUGCUGGUCCUGGCAAACAAGCAGGACCUUCCUGAGGCGCUCUCCUCCGAGGACAUCAGAGACGUGCUGAGCCUGCAAAAUCUGAAGACUCAUCACUGGAGUAUAUUUCCCUGCAGCGCCGUGACGGGGGACAACCUCGUGCAGGGAAUGGACUGGCUCAUCAGGGACAUCGCCGCAAGGAUAUUUACGCUCGACUAAGCUCUGCUAUGUCUUAAGCACCAACCCCCCUGCACAGGAACAUUUUUCCUCGGCGUCCCAGUAGAGGUGGCUUCAAGAUAAAAUUGCUCUUGUUUUUGAAGCCUCUACUGGCAUUGCCUGGUUGUUUUCCUGGACCUAGGGAAUAUGGGCACCUUACCUACGUGUUCGUCUCGAGUCCUAAAGAAAUUCCAUUAACUCAAGCUCUAAGGUCUUUGAUGUUUUCUAACAAAACCAAAAAAAAAAGAACUUGUGAAGUACAUUAAAUAACAAUUUCUUUCCACGCACGUCUGUUUUUUGAAGUGAUGUAUAAGUUAGCGCUCUAUACGCUUAAGGAAAUAAUAUCUUUGAUAUUAACCUAUCAUCUGUAGUGUUCUUUGUCUUUUUUUUAUAAAAUAGAGUAUGAAUUGUAGAUAACAAAUUCUGUCAUUUUGCUGUAAGAACUUUCUUGAAUUAUUAAAAUCGACUUUUUCCAAUAAUUGCAGAUUCAAUGGAGGCUGUUUCCAAACAUAUCUCCCUCAGCAGCCCUCAGCUUUUGCACUGAAUUGAAUCCUCUCAAUUCAAUUUUUCUGCUAGACAAAAUGGCCUCACAGUAAUGUGAUAAAUAUAUUUGGUAUGAAGGAAAUGAGUGAGUUUAGUUAUUUUUGUUACAAGUUUUGCUAGCGUAAACGGAAGAGAUCGUGUGCAAGUCAGAAAUCUGUGAUACGUUUGUAAUAAAUUCUGCGUUAUCGCG